CGCUGGUUCCACACCCUCCGUCUGGAAAUGGAGCGUGGAUGGAGCUGGAAGGCGUGGAAAAGAAUACAUGAUCUUCAGCGCAGGGAGCGGACUCUCACACACAUGGAGUCCGGUGUGGUUUGUAAUCCUGGGAGAGUCUACCAUGGAGGAUUCCAUCGAGACCAUGCUGCAGGAUCGGGACCUUAACCUCUUGCCUCCUUACAAGGACAAUGGUGCCCUCGCAGCUGGGAUCGGGGCCUUGCUUAUGACUUCUUAUGGACUAUGGACAAUGUUUACACUGCCUGGCUUUGGAAAAGUGCCCAUACGGUUGAAGGUUCCUUACUUGCCUUCCAAUGUGAUACAGACAGCAAAUGUGAUGAAACUGUUGGAGGGUCGGCAAGGUAUGCUGGCAGAUCUUGGAUCUGGCGAUGGAAGGCUGGUAUUUGCUGCCUCUUCCAUGGGUUUUCAGUGUACGGGCUUUGAAAUAAACUCUGUGUUGCUUGCCUACUCAAGAAGCAAGGCCCGAUGGAAAGGAAUCUCGCCCUCUCAGGCUCACUUCAUCAACAAAGAUUUCUGGAAGACUGAUCUGUCAAAGUUCAACAAUGUAACAGCAUUUUUAGCACCAGGCGUGAUGGAAGAGCUAGAGAAGAAAUUGAUGGAAGAGCUGCCGGAUAACUGUCGAGUCAUCGCCUGCCGCUUUCCAUUUCCAAACUGGCCCUCAACCUCCUCUGAGGGAUCUGGGCUGGACAGAGUUUGGGCUUAUGAUAUGAACAAUAUCCAGAAAUCGACCCGUGUGAUUUCUUCAGCAGCUACAGUGUCUGCUAGCCUGCCCCAGUGAACAACAUCUUCACUGACCAUAAACUUUCCCCUGUGAUUUCCUUGUUAACAGCUGUGGUUGCUUUGUUAACCAAAAUAUAAAAUAUUUGUUCAUAAAAUAACGAGCAACAAACUGAGUUGUUAAUGACCCUCAUUUUCGUGUUUGGGUUUUUUGCUUUAAAACACAAAAAUAAUAUUUUCUCAAUUCCAUAUUCACCUACUGCACCCAGUCAUUAGAUCAAAAUUUUUGUAUCGUUCAAGGGUUAAGUGUAAGAUGUUCUUGCAUGCAGUUUUCCUGGUCAUAUUUAAAGUGUGUCUAAUAAAACUGCCA
This is a messenger RNA of Scleropages formosus (Asian bonytongue), 1126 nucleotides long. Its product is annotated as protein N-lysine methyltransferase FAM173B. The transcript is spliced from 6 exons. Gene Ontology annotation, cellular component: mitochondrion. Bases 68 to 817 code for a protein of 249 amino acids. Gene Ontology annotation, molecular function: protein-lysine N-methyltransferase activity. The record is from RefSeq and is a predicted model, not a curated record. Gene Ontology annotation, biological process: regulation of mitochondrial ATP synthesis coupled proton transport; peptidyl-lysine trimethylation; positive regulation of proton-transporting ATP synthase activity, rotational mechanism. NCBI's taxonomy places the organism in Eukaryota, Metazoa, Chordata, Actinopteri, Osteoglossiformes, Osteoglossidae.